Daucus carota subsp. sativus is the source of this 1177-nucleotide messenger RNA. RefSeq names its product transcription factor MYB13. The record is from RefSeq and is a predicted model, not a curated record. The coding region runs from base 60 to 860 and encodes 266 amino acids. The transcript has 3 exons. NCBI's taxonomy places the organism in Eukaryota, Viridiplantae, Streptophyta, Magnoliopsida, Apiales, Apiaceae.
AUUUUUUGCAUUCUCAUUUGAUCAUCAAUACUCUUGAGAACUCACUUCUUGUGUUGAAGAUGGUGAGAGCUCCGUGCUGUCAGAAGAUGGGACUGAAGAAAGGUCCAUGGACUUGCGACGAAGAUCGGAUUCUUAUCAAUCAUGUUACUCUUCAUGGUCAUGAAAAUUGGAGGGCUCUUCCUAAACAAGCAGGUUUGUUGAGAUGUGGGAAGAGUUGCAGACUCCGGUGGACUAAUUAUCUGCGGCCGGAUAUUAAACGGGGAAAUUUUAGUGAAGAAGAGGAGGAAACCAUCAUCAACUUGCAUGAAGUUCUUGGAAACAGAUGGUCUGCAAUUGCAGCAAAAUUACCAGGGAGAACUGACAAUGAGAUCAAGAAUGUGUGGCACACUCAUUUGAAAAAAAGAAUUAAGAAGAUUCAAGAAAGCAAUGCCGCGGAAAUUAAAAAAGAAGAUGAUAUUAAUGCAGAACCAUCAAGAUCUCGGAAAGAGGAGGAGAUUUACCAGCCAAAUUCACCUCAACAACAAUCAUCAGUGACCACAACUACCACAACCAGUGUUGAUGAUAAUAACGAGGAGGCGAUGGAUGCAGAUGCCUUGGUAGAUUUUCUUGAAUCCGAUGAUGCAUUUUGGUCUGAAGUUUUUUCAACUGAAAAUUCGGGUUCCACAAGUGACUACUUUCUAGCAGAUAAUUCUGGCACGGCUACAAGUGAAUUUAAUGGCGAUGAAUUUCACCUUGAAUUUCCAGAAUUCGAUGGAAGUGAUAGUGAUAUUAAUAGAAUGAUGAACAUGAAGAGUGAUGUUGUGGACAGUUUUUGGUACGACAUGCUAACAAAUUCAUCUGGCCAAUUGCCAGAAUUAUAGUAUGUUUUAGACUCUGAGAGGCCACUGAUAUUGUUCUGAUUGCAGAUACCACACAUUUUUCCAUCGCAGAAUUUAGUUUAUGUCAGACAACCUUGUUUUCUCAGAAUACAGAGUUCCUUUUUUUUUUUUUGUAGAUUACAUUGUUGAACACUUCAUUUUAGCUAGUUUUAUUAAGAACGACAGGUUUUUAUUGGUGAAGAUGACUGAUAUUGCCUGAAAAAGACCGGAAAAAUCAAUAGAUAGUGUACACGAUGUAAUCUGCAGUACUAAAGAGUACUAAUUGCCCGAAUCAGUAAUGAUGAGAGCUUCUUUACGAA